AUGCCUAAAUCUCAUUCCUCGUCUUCAUCAGGGUCAUCUUCUUCGAGUGAAGAGAAGAAGAGAGUGAAAGACUUAAAUUAAAAAAAAUCAAAAAGUUAAAAGUCAAGAGAAAGAUCAAAAGAAAAAUCAAAAGAAAAAAAAAAUAAAGAAAAGACUAAGGAGAAGAAAGUGAAGAAUCUUUUGCUUGUUUAGAAUAUUUCAAGAAAUGUCACUCAAGAUGUUCUACACGAAAUUUUCUCCACUUAUGGGAAAUUAACUAAUGUAGAGAUGUAGUUUGAUGAAUAAAAUAAUAUGCUUCCACUUUUAUUUGCUUUUAUUACUUAUAAUGAUGAAGGCGAUGCUUCACAAGCCACUUAAUAUAUGCAUAGAGCAAUUAUUGAUGGAAAGAAGAUUAAAUGUUAAAGUCUUGGAUUAGAUAGAUAAAAGUAAUUUAUCAUUAUAAAUUAGACAUUAUACUGAAAAAAUUAAAAAAGAGAGACUAGAUAAGCUUAGGUAAAGAGAAAUCAAAAAGGAAAAGGAGUAAAAGUAAAAGGAAGAAUAUGCAAGAGCAAAAUAUAGAGAAGAUAAAUAAAAGAAUGAAAAUAAAGAUUUAGAUAAAGAGAAAGAGAAAGAUAAAGAAAAAGACAAAGAACCAUAAAAGAAGGAUUCUGAUUAAUAACAAGAAUAAUAAAAAUUGAAGGAAAAAGACAAAGAAAAAGAAAGAGAGAAGGAGCGAAAAGAAAAAGAGAGGGAAAAAGAAAGAGAAAGGGAAAGAGAAAGGGAGAGAGAAAGGGAAAGGGAAAGAGAAAGGGAGAAAGAAAGAGAAAGAGAAAAAGAGAGAGAAAGAGAAAGAGAAAGAGAGAAGGAGAGAGAAAGAGAAAAAGAAAAAGAAAAAGAAAAAGAAAGGGAGAGAGAAAAAUAAAGAGAAAAGUAAAAACAAAAAGAGAAGAGAGAAAAGGAAAAGGAAAAGUAAGAAAGGAUUGAAAGAGAAAAAAAAAAGAAAUAGCAUUAAUCUAGGAAAAGAUCGUCAGAUAGGCAUCACAAAAGAUCAAGCUCAAGAAAGAGACAUUCAAAAAGAAGAUAUAGCAAAAGAUCAAAAACUCCUGUAAAAUAUAGAUAUAUUAAUAUAGAAAAGAAAAUAAAAUAGGAGAGAAAGUACUUCAAGUUCAUCGUCUGAUUCUUCAUCCUCCUCAUCUUCGAGUGGAAGCUCUAGUAGUAGCAGCAGUAGUGGUUCCUCUUCUUCUUCACAAUCAGAUGAUUAAAAAUAAACUAAUUAAAAUUAGAAGAAGACUUCUUCAAGUAGUUCUUCAAGCGACUCAGAUAGCUCAUCGUGAUGAUUAUAUUAUAG
This is a messenger RNA of Paramecium octaurelia, 1327 nucleotides long. The record is from the annotation of a GenBank genome assembly. NCBI's taxonomy places the organism in Eukaryota, Ciliophora, Oligohymenophorea, Peniculida, Parameciidae.